UCGGCGCAUGGCGCUUGCCGGGAGAGCCAUGGCCACCUUCCGCUUGGCCCUCAUCCAACUUCAAGUUUCUUCUGUCAAAUCAGAUAACCUCACUCGAGCUUGUGGCCUUGUCCAGGAGGCAGCAAGGCAAGGAGCCAAAAUAGUUUCUCUGCCAGAAUGCUUUAAUUCUCCAUAUGGCACGAACUAUUUUCCUGAGUAUGCAGAGAAAAUUCCUGGUGAAUCCACACAGAAGCUUUCUGAAGUAGCAAAGGAGUGCGGCAUAUAUCUCAUUGGAGGUUCCAUUCCUGAAGAGGAUGCUGGGAAAUUAUAUAACACCUGUGCCGUGUUUGGGCCUGAUGGUGUUUUACUGGUAAAGCACAGAAAGCUCCAUCUGUUUGACAUUGAUGUUCCUGGGAAAAUUACCUUUCAAGAAUCUAAAACAUUGAGUCCUGGCGAUAGUUUCUCCACAUUUGAUACUCCUUACUGCAGAGUGGGCCUGGGCAUCUGCUACGACAUCCGCUUUGCAGAGCUUGCGCAAGUCUACGCACAGAGAGGCUGCCAGCUGUUGGUGUAUCCUGGAGCUUUUAAUUUGACCACUGGACCAGCCCACUGGGAGCUGCUUCAGCGAGGCCGGGCUGUUGAUAAUCAGGUGUAUGUGGCCACAGCAUCUCCUGCCCGGGAUGACAAAGCCUCCUAUGUCGCCUGGGGACACAGUACCGUUGUGACUCCUUGGGGGGAGGUCCUCGCCAGAGCCGGCACUGAGGAGGCGAUCGUGUACGCUGACAUAGACCUGAAGAAGGUGGCUGAAAUACGCCAGCAAAUCCCCAUUUUUAGCCAGAAGCGAUCAGACCUCUACGCAGUGGAGGCGAAAAAGCACUAAGGUUUAUAUUUCCAAUGUGUCACAAAAGGAAGAUGUGUUUCUGCACCAUAAUCAACUCCCUGCUGAAGUCUUUAAUGGAGUUCGUUUUGUUUUUAAUUUCAGCCUUUUCCCUUCCUGGGAGCUCUGUUGAGAUGGUGGAGCAUCAGCACGCUGAUACUCUCCACACCAUAUUAAAUAGUCAAAAAGGACUGAGGCUGGCAUUGAAGAGCAGGAGGAGGGGAGGGCGCAAAGCCUUCUUCCAUACUUCAGUUCCCUCAGAGCAGCUGAUGGAAGUAUCAGAACUUGGU
Messenger RNA from Ceratotherium simum simum (southern white rhinoceros), 1146 nucleotides. It is a transcript of the gene NIT2, whose product is annotated as nitrilase family member 2. Gene Ontology annotation, biological process: L-glutamine metabolic process; oxaloacetate metabolic process. The record is from RefSeq and is a predicted model, not a curated record. Gene Ontology annotation, cellular component: mitochondrion. Gene Ontology annotation, molecular function: omega-amidase activity. NCBI's taxonomy places the organism in Eukaryota, Metazoa, Chordata, Mammalia, Perissodactyla, Rhinocerotidae.